Messenger RNA from Botrytis cinerea B05.10, 1679 nucleotides. RefSeq lists its product as hypothetical. The transcript has 2 exons. The record is from RefSeq and is a predicted model, not a curated record. Lineage: Eukaryota; Fungi; Ascomycota; Leotiomycetes; Helotiales; Sclerotiniaceae. Gene Ontology annotation, molecular function: nucleotide binding. The coding region runs from base 235 to 1437 and encodes 400 amino acids.
GUUGACAUAUAAGAUAAGAUGGCGGGGUAGGAAAUAUUUAUAAACACCUGCAUUGCGCCAGAAUUGCAUCUUGUACGUCAUUACCCAUUGUUUACUUCUUAAGCUCCUUCUUAAGUUCCUUCAUACCAGAUUUCAUUUGAAUUCUUGAUCUCUCGACAAUUCUCUACUUGUUCAUGCUCAUACACCUGUCCGCUUCAUCGAUCUCACGUGAACACAAUUAACGCAAACAACAUCAUGGCAUCCAAACCAUAUGAAGUAAAAUGGGGCAUCUUAGCCACCGGCGGCAUUGCAACCACCUUCUGCAAAGAUAUCCUCUGCAACCCCACUACCCGCGACGUCCACGAUAUCAAGCACACCAUCGUCGCAGCCGCCUCCUCCUCUUCUGCAUCCCGCGCCGAAACAUUUCUUAAAGAAAUCAACGCGCCUCCCGGCAUCAAAGCUUACGGUUCCUAUCAUGAACUCGUCGCCGAUCCCAACAUCGACGUCAUCUACAUCGCCACUCCCCACUCCCACCAUUUCCAAAACGCAAUGUUAGCACUGCACGCAAACAAACACGUGUUGUGCGAAAAAGCUCUCACAGUAAAUGCCUCGCAAGCGCGCAAGCUUUUCGAGACAGCCAAAGAGCGCAAACUCUUUUUCAUGGAAGCGGUGUGGACCCGCUACUUCCCGCUAAGUAUUCAAAUCCGGGAGCUGGUGCAGAAUAAAGAAAUCGGAGAGGUCCAUCGGGUGUUUGCAGAUCUCUCGAUCGCCGAGGCAAAAGAAGAUGGCACUCUUAGCUUUCCCCUCGAAAACCGCAUGGUGAAUCCUGAUCUGGCGGGCGGUGCGCUCCUCGAUCUCGGUAUCUAUGCUAUCACAUGGGUCUUUCAGAUUCUCUACCACUGUCAAUCGUGUCCCUCUACCGAGCGCGAAGCGCCCUCUGUUCUCGCGGCCGUGCAGAAAUACGAUAAGACGGGUGUGGAUGAGCAAACCAGUAUUCUGUUACAAUUUCCCAAGAAUAAGAGUGUGGGUAUUGCAACUACGGGGAUGAGAGUGGCGACUCAACCCGAUGCACAUGGGGAGGCGAGUAAAGAUGAAGCUCCCACGAUUAGAAUCCAAGGCACCAAGGGAGAAAUCCAAGUCUUUGGACCUGCGUAUAGACCUUUGCGAUACAAGGUUUUGAAGAAUGCGAAUGGGGCUGGGGAUUUCAAGACGGUGGAUUGUGAGAUUCCGCAAGAUCCGGAGAGGGGGAAUUGGGGACAUGGGAUGGCGUGGGAGGCGGACGAGGUGGGUAGAUGUUUGAGGGAUGGGUUGCAGGAGAGUGAGGGAUUGGAUUGGAGGGAGAGUGAGGUUAUUAUGCGGGUUAUGGAUGAGGUUCGAAGACAGGGAGGUUUGAAAUAUAGCGAGGAGAUCGAGUCGGAUAUUUUUCAUGAACACAGUGCUUUGAAUGGGAAGGCUUGAUUUAGAAAUGCGAACGAUAGGAUCGUCGUUGAAUUCGAUAAUUGGUCACGAAGAAUGAAUAUAUAAAUUGGCGAUGCCGCUUAGACGUUAGAAAAUCCCGUCUAUGAUCCUUGAUUACCCUGGAUAUAAUCUAUAUUACACUCUACUAGCGCAAGAUACUAGCACCACGCCAUCUCCUCACCCCUACCAUCUAAACGAGGUAGUUUCCAUUGCUCACCCCCUAAUCCUGAAAUCAAAGUACA